AAACCAAAAUAAUAGAUUAUUUCAUUUGUUUUUUUCAUAAAAAAACUAAAAAAAUGUAAUGGAAAAAAGUGACGUUUUUAAAAAAUGGAUUUCACCAGCCUUUUUAAGGCUGUAUUGUUCCUGUAUAUUGUCAAAGCUCACUUACUCAUUGGCGUUACUGGUUUGGAUCUACAAGGACCAGUGUUUCUUCACGAACCCGCACAUCGUGUUGAAUUCUCAAAUAACUCUGGAGGACUUAUUGAAUGUUCGGGACACGGUAGUCCACCACCAGAGGUCGAAUGGACGCCCAUACCACCACAACAGGACAUGGUGCUACAAACAUCCAAUGGCAGCUUAAUGUUUUAUCCGUUUACAGCUGAAAAAUUUCGUCAUGAAGUACAUUCCAGUGUUUACAGAUGUAAAUUGAGAAAUUUAGUGGGAACGGUAUUAAGUCGGGAGGUUCAUGUUAAAGGCGUUGUUAACCAAAAGUAUACAGUACAAGUGCACGAUGAGUAUGUGAUGGCUGGCAAUACGGCAGUUCUGAAAUGUCAAGUACCCAGUUAUAUGUCAGAAUUUGUUAUGGUCACUGCAUGGGUACAGGAUACGGGCAUGCAUUUGUAUCCCAAUACGGACAUUGGUGGCAAAUAUACAAUACUGUCGAAUGGUGAAUUGUACAUAAAUAAUGCUGGACCAAAUGAUGCAUACAAAAGUUAUACAUGUCGCACGGUCAAUCGUUUAACAGGUGAGGUGCAGGCGUCCACAUAUCCUGGCCGUAUUAUUGUCACCGAACCGAAGGGUAUGGUACAGCCGCGUAUAAAUGUGGAAAAGCAUUCAAUGCGUCAUGUUGUGCUUAAUGGUCAGACAACGUUGCCAUGUAUCGCUCAAGGUCAUCCAGUGCCAACAUACAGAUGGUUUAAGGAAGAAAAUGAACAAUUAUUGCCACUACAAUUAAGUGACCGCAUUACGAUUGUAUCAGCAGGAUUGCUAAAAAUCAGUAAGGCACGUCUCGAUGACACGGGUAAAUAUCUGUGUUGGGUUAAUAACACGGCUGGUGAGGAGACAAUACAAGUCUCAUUAACUGUUACAGCGCCUUUAACAGCCCAUCUUCAGCCACAAGUACAAACAGUAGAUGUUGAUAAAGAUGCACAAUUUCAAUGUAUUGUAACCGGACAUCCGGUGCAUGAUGUAAAUUGGUUACAUGAUGGUAAACCCAUACUAAGAGACAAUCGUGUUGAGAUCCUUUCUGAUCCACCUCGCCUUAUCAUUAAAAAGGUACAAAAAGAUGAUCCCGGCAUGUAUCAGUGUUUUGUAACCAAUGAAUGGGAACAAAUACAGUCAACAGCUGAACUACAAUUGGGUGAUGCUUCACCGGAACUACUUUAUUGGUUUUCUGAACAAACACUGCAGCCUGGGCCAACAGUUUCGCUGAAAUGUGUGGCCACUGGCAAUCCACUGCCGCAAUUUACCUGGACUUUGGACGGAUUUCCGAUACCAGAUAAUUCACGUUUUUUAGUUGGCCAAUAUGUAACGAUACAUGACGAUGUCAUUAGUCAUGUCAAUGUUACAAAUGUCAAGGAAGAAGACGGUGGAGAAUACACCUGUACAGCCCAGAAUGCUAUUGGCAAAGUAUCACAUAGUGCCAAGGUUAACAUUUAUGGUUUACCACAUAUACGUGAAAUGCCUAAAAUAACUGGUAUAUCGGGUCAUGAUUUAAUUGUCAAGUGUCCAGUAGCCGGCUAUCCAAUUGAUAAAAUACACUGGGAAAGAGAUGGCCAAACUUUGCCCAUAAAUCGUCGACAACGAGCUUACAACAAUGGCACUUUAAUCAUAGAACAAUUGCAGAGAUUAGAGGAUGCCGGCACUUAUACGUGUAUGGCACAGAAUAAACAAAAACAGACUUCAAGACGCAAUGUGGAAAUACAAGUACUGGUGCCACCAAAAAUCAUGCCCAUACAAGCCAUGACUAAUAUGCUGAGAGAGGGCAUGCGAGCAGCCAUAUCAUGUCAGAUAUUAGAAGGAGAUUUACCGGUCAGUUUUAGGUGGGAACGUAAUGGUAAACCAUUAAUUGGUACAGGCAAUGAGGUCAUACGACGCUUGGAUGAAUACUCUGCCAGUUUAGUUAUCGAACAUAUCACUUCGGAGCACUCGGGCAAUUACACUUGCAUUGCCCAGAAUGUAGCCGGCACCGAACGUUUCAUGGUGCCUUUGUCAGUUAAUGUGCCACCCAAAUGGAUAUUGGAGCCCAAAGAUGCCAGCGCUCAGGCUAGCGAUGAUGUUUUCCUCCACUGCCAAUCGUCGGGUUACCCGAAGCCCACAAUAACCUGGAAAAAAGCCAUAGGCCCUACGCCCGGCGAAUACAAAGAUUUUAUCUACGAACCCACCGUACAAUUGUUUGCCAAUGGCACCAUACACUUUAAGAAAAUCAGCAAAGAGUCUCAGGGUCAUUUUCUGUGCGAAGCCAAGAAUAAUAUUGGAUCGGGUGUGAGUAAGGUCAUAUUUUUAAAAGUUAAUGUUCCCGCUCACUUUCAAACGAAAUCGAAACAAAUCUCUGUUGCUAAGGGCAAACAAGUUCACAUACAGUGCAACGUUCAAGGUGACAAUCCAAUUGAUAUUCAAUGGAAACUGCAAGCAACACAGCAGACUAUAGAUGAAUCUAUGGAUACAAGAUACACAAUACGUGAUCAGAUACUUGAUGAUGGCAUGGUAUCUGAAUUAGGCAUUACACAUACAUAUCGUCAGGAUACUGGCAUUUAUAUUUGCCAUGCUACAAAUACAUUUGGAGAGGAUGAAAUGACGAUACAAUUAAUUGUACAGGAAGUACCAGAACAGCCGAAGAAUUUGCGCAUCAAUUCGCAACAAUCACGUAGUUUACAAUUGACUUGGAGUCAACCGUUUGCUGGCAAUAGUCCAAUCGAAGAGUAUCAUAUAUUUUAUAAGCAGAUAACUGAUAUUUGGCAAAAUGCCGAACACAUAACCAUCACUGGUUCACAGACGGUUGUCAACAUAGCCAACUUGAAGCCAGCCAAAGCAUAUCAUAUACGUAUGUCAGCCGAAAAUAAAUUGGGUUCAUCGGAAUUCUCUGAAGUUGUACAGGUUACAACACUGGAGGAAGUGCCCUCCGCCCCACCGCUCAAUGUACGGGCGGAAGCAAAAAGUUCAACGGAGAUUGCUGUUUCCUGGGAUGCGCCAGACCGUGACCACUGGAAUGGCAUUCUGUUGGGCUACUACGUGGGCUAUCAAAUGUCUUUAACGCCCGAGGAUAUGGAAAUCAAUCCCACAUUGGGUUUUAGUUUCAAAACCGUUGAGGUACGUUCACACUAUGGCGGUGAGACUGUUUUAAAUAAUCUCAACAAAUACACCGAAUACCAUGUGAUUGUGCAGGCCUACACCAGUCAGGGUAGUGGGCCACCCACCAAGGAAAUUGCUGUACAAACAAUGGAAGAUGUGCCAUCUUCACCACCUGAAAGUCCACAGUGUGAUGUUUUGGGUUCAACAUCCAUUUAUAUAACAUGGUCGCCACCCGAUAUUGAUGGACAAAAUGGCAAAAUUAAAGGCUAUAAAAUAUUCUACAUAUCAACAGAAGACUUGUAUGAAAAAGAUCCCGAGGUUGUGAAAUCCAAUAAUCAAUAUGCCACCAUAGAAAACCUACAUAAAUAUACCAACUAUACCGUAUGGGUGGUGGCCUACACUAAAGUGGGUGAUGGUGUUAAAACCAAACCAUUCUAUUGUCGAACAAAUGAGGAUGUACCAUCUGCACCACAUGCCAUUAAAGCGAUACCAGCUUCAAGUACAAAAAUUAUCAUAUCCUGGUUACCGCCAGAGUUUCCAAAUGGUGAUAUAACCGGUUACACAUUUUACAUGUCCAUGCUGGAGGGAGGACGUGAGGAAGGUACUCAUAAACGUAUUUUGGGACCUUACGUGGAAAUGCAUGAAACGCAACGCACCCAAGAGUCGGCCACUUAUCAGUUCUGGCUGACCGCCUCUACCAAAGUGGGUGAGGGGGAGAAAACGGAAGUCGUUACAGUGCCACCAAAUAAUAAAGUACCUGCUCGCAUAGUGUCAUUUAGCCAGCGUGUUAUAACGCCUUGGAAAGAAAACUUAGAGUUAACGUGCCGUAAAGUGGGCUCUCCAGCUCCAGUGACAAUAUGGCGUUUAGAUGGCCAUAACCUGGAAACAAAUGCCCGCAAAACUAUAGCCAAAAAUGGCACCCUCUACAUACGUGAAACUCAAGCCACCGAUGCGGGCAACUACACUUGCAGUGUAGAGAACACCUGGGGUAAAGAUGAGAUUAUCUACAGUGUUGUGGUUAAAGUGCCGCCCGAGGCUCCCAAUCUCACCGUAGUCACCGCCUAUUCGGAUAGUUUGCUUUUGGAAUGGUCCGACAAUAAUAAUGGCGGCAGCCCCAUAUUGGGCUAUGUUAUCAACUACAAACGCGACAAUGGCGAUUGGGAAGAACUGCAAGUGGAUGCUAAAUCCUAUUCCCAUUUGUUGAGUAAUCUUUGGUGUGGCACUCGCUAUCAAUUGUAUAUAACAGCCUAUAAUAAAAUAGGCACUGGUUUGCCUUGUGACAUUGUGAAUACCCAUACCAAGGGUAAUCCGCCGGUGCAGCCGAAACAUUCACAAAUGAUUACGAAUAAUUCUACUAGUGUUACCUGUUGGUUGGAUUCAUGGGGUGAUGGUGGUUGUGGUAUUUUGUAUUUUAUGAUUGAGUCAAGAAUUUAUGGCAGAUCGACUUGGACGGUUGUCUCGAGCCAUAUACCACCGACGGAACGUAUAUACACGGUUAGUGAUUUGGUACCUGGUACUAAGUAUCAACUUAGAGUAACAGCGCACAAUAAUGCUGGUUCUACGACAGCGGUUUACAAUUUUACUACGCUAAAUCCACAAGGAGUCAUCUACAAUACCGAUUUGAAUGCCAUGUCUCCUAUGACUGACAGUCCUUUUUAUGCCAAUAUUAAAGUAUUACUACCGGUGUGUUUGUCACUAAUCAUGUUACUAGGCCUACUAGGGGCUGUAUUUGUUAUAAGAAGAAAAAAAAUGAGUAACAAUCAAUCUCGCUUGGCAUCCUCAUCAAUGUCGGAAACACCCUCGUUAACCCAACUGCAGAAUAAACAAAAUCGUGAUCAACAAUAUCUGGCCGUGAGAUGUAAUCCAAAUGUGGGGCCACCGCGAGGAUCCAACUCCAAUGAUUCGGGUAGUUUUGGUAAAGCGGAAAGUAAUGAAUAUAUUGAGGAUAUUUGUCCAUAUGCCACAUUUCAAUUGAAUAAACAGCCCUACAGUGAAAGUUCUUACAGUGGUAAUGUGUACAGUGGGCCCUAUCAUUCGGUGAGGGGAUCUUUUGUAUAUCAUGAUGUUAAACCUGAAAGUUAUCAUUCCAAAGAACCGGAAUAUACUAAAGUACGGCGAAAGGUGGGCAGAUUAAGGGAUCCCCAUUCGGAAAGCCAAGAAUCGGAUAAUCCAGGCUCAACAGAUUCUGAAGUUAGGAAAAUCCUAACACUUCACAUACCAAUUACAGAAUAUGACACACUCGGCUCCGAAUCGGAUAAUGAUGUAUCAGCACGAGCUAUGAACUCGGCUAAAUAUAGACCACAACGAGAAACCCAAGAUGAAUCCUCUUCUUCUUCGGAUGCCACACCUACCAGCAUGUCACGCAAAUCCAAACCACCUUUUAGCACCCGUAAAACGGCCAAAACCGGCACCACCAGCAAAAGACACAUACGCUCAUCGAGUGGUUACUCGAGUAAUCAUGAUGAAACCACGUUUAGCAUUGCUAACUUUCCACCCAACUAUCAAGAUCACAUAAAUCCACCUGCUCGUUUUUCCGAUGAAAAAUCAAAAGCCCAGACAUCACCACGCAUACGUGCCAAUUCCAAACUACAACGUGAAACAUUUCAAAUAAAUGUUUAGACCAUAAACAAUUUCUACAAAAUACUUGAAAAAAUAACUGAAUAAAUA
Calliphora vicina (urban bluebottle blowfly) is the source of this 5934-nucleotide messenger RNA. RefSeq names its product Down syndrome cell adhesion molecule 4 (gene Dscam4). Gene Ontology annotation, biological process: dendrite self-avoidance; homophilic cell-cell adhesion; axon guidance. The record is from RefSeq and is a predicted model, not a curated record. Gene Ontology annotation, molecular function: cell-cell adhesion mediator activity. Gene Ontology annotation, cellular component: axon; plasma membrane. The transcript has 32 exons. Bases 85 to 5886 code for a protein of 1933 amino acids. Lineage: Eukaryota; Metazoa; Arthropoda; Insecta; Diptera; Calliphoridae.